CACGUUUUUUUGGCAGAAGCUAUCAUAUGGUGUAUGUGUUUACAGUUAGUGAAGAAAAGGCGAAAAGCACCACGAGUCGAGGGUUGUGUGCUGAGACGUAGAAGUGGUAUUUAGUAGUAGCAAAUAGAGUAACUGGUGAAGGACAGUGAUCGUGCGUUUUGGAUGUACUGGACAGACAGAAUUUUUGGAUGAUGCAUGCAACUGGUGCAGCAGCACAGCAAAAUGAUCGAAUCUCAUGAGUCGCUCAAAAAUCGCAUCUAUUUCGCGGCCAAAGAUGGAAUGCAUAUCGUUCUCUUCGCCCUCCUCACCGAUAACAUCACCUCCGAAGAAGCCAACGAUUUAUUGAACGAGAAAUAUAUAGAUGAGGAUGGUCAACAAUCUACCCCCCUGAUAAUGGCUGCAAGGCAUGGCCAUGACAAUGUAGUGAAAGUAAUUGUAUCCAACUUUAAAACUAAUCUUGAGGAGGAGGGAAUUGUGAAAUUCGAUGGAUAUGUCAUUGAAGGGGCUAGUGCUCUUUGGUGUGCAGCAGGCGGAGGAUACUUAAAUGUGGUAAAGACUUUGGUGAAGGCAGGAGCUGAUGUGAACCAUCCAACACGCACACAAUCUACACCAUUAAGAGCUGCCUGCUUUGAUGGCAGAUUAGAUAUUGUGAAAUAUCUCACAGAACAUACUGCAAACAUACAUAUUGCUAAUAAAUACAAUAACACAUGCCUUAUGAUUGCUGCAUACAAAGGCCAUUUAGAUGUGGUGAGUUUCUUAUUAGAACGUAAUGCGAAUCCGAACGAGAAAGCACUGUGCGGGGCAACAGCUCUGCAUUUUGCUGCAGAAUGUGGACACACUCCAAUAGUUAAGAAAUUACUAGAAUACAACGCUGAGCUGUGGAAUGUUAACGAUAUAGGUAUGACGCCUCUGAAGGCGGCGGCCGAGAGGACUAGGUGGGAAGUGGUUGAUUUCCUGGUGAAUCAAGCUGGCAUUGGCAAAGAGGAAAUAGUGGAAGCUCUGGAAUUACUCGGCGCUUCUUAUGCCAACGACAAAGAGUUUUACAGCUUGGAAAGGGCUUUCAAAUACUUGCAUCGAAGCAUGGUGCUGAGAUGUAGUGAGUCAGACAACGUGAUGAGGAAACGAUUGAUAAAACCCGUGCCCGCCUACGAAUGUUGGGUGGAGUGCGAAAAUCUGCAGCAGUUGGAAUCGAUCCGGUAUAAUGUCAACGCUUUGCAUAUGGAAUCUUUAACAAUUCGCGAAAGGAUAUUGGGUAUCCGUAAUCCGGACCUUCCGCAUCCGAUCAUCUUUAGAGGGGCUGUUUUCGCGGAUAACGCAAGGUUCGACAGAUGCAUAGAGCUUUGGUUGCACGCAAUUAAUCUGAGACAGGCUAAUAAUAUAAGCGUGGUUAAAGAUCUUCGGCGCUUUGCUCAGGUGUUCUCGCAGAUGAUACACCUAGGCGUGGACGUAAUCUACGAUCACGUGAUGCAGGUGUUAUCCGCUGUCAUCACAGAGCUGGAAAGGAACAAGGAGAAGUUAGCAAGGAAGAGCGAUAUGGAAACUGUUUUUGAAGAAAUGGAGAGCAACAUUACAACGACCUUAUACAUCAUAACUAUUCUGACGAAGAUGAUCCAGAGAACGCCGUGCACCGCGGAACAGGAAUUCGAUAUCAGCAGGAUGGUUUUCAAACUCAACCAGAUGCAACUGAAACAUCGAGACGGGCAGACCUUGUUGCAUUUAGCGUGCAACGGUGAAACACCGGUGGACGACUUUCAUAUCAGCGAUAUUUGCAAAUUUCCGUGCUCGGAAACAGCCUCUCUACUGAUCCAAUGCGGCGCUGAUGUAAAUGCGAUGGAUAUGGAUAGGAACACGCCGCUCCACAUAAUAGUCAAUUAUCAUAAAACGCUCGCUGAUUUCAUAACCCUUCACACGAUCAUACUGAAUCUUACAGAUGCUGGAGCGCACAUUGAUUGUGUAAAUAACGAUGGAAAGACACCGCUGGAGUCUGGGAAGAAUGGAGUUGCCCAGAUCAUACUUAAGACCCAGGCCAAGCUAAGCUUGAAAUGUAUGGCGGCGAUGGCUGUGAAGAAUCACCAGUUAACGUACAGGGGACAGGUGCCCGAGGCCCUUGAAUCUUUCAUUGAAUUACACGGUUCAAAUGUAAAUAACUAGUCAAUUUUAUAAACGAAAAUACCUGUGUACAUAUAACUUCUAUGUAUUUAAGAGAGUGUAAGUUUUAAGUAUCGUUACUGCCUGAAAAAUUAUCAUGCUGCUGAGUAUAUUUAUCUAUUUGGGAUGAAUACGUCUUUUUAUUUCAUUAUGUUUUUAUUUUCUUUUUCUUUAGUUAAUCGAAUAACACGUUCAUUGAGAAAGAUCUGCUGCUUUAGUUGCUGUUCUGUGAGACUGUUAAUAUAUGUAAUUGUUUUAUACGAUGUUAUUUAUUUAAAAUUUUGAUGUUAUAGUCGAAUGAAUGCUUGUUCCUAAAAAUAAACAUAAAAAUAAAUACAUUUUACAAUGAUUGAGGAAAA
Nicrophorus vespilloides is the source of this 2507-nucleotide messenger RNA. It is a transcript of the gene Fem-1, whose product is annotated as protein fem-1 homolog B. Gene Ontology annotation, molecular function: protein binding. Lineage: Eukaryota; Metazoa; Arthropoda; Insecta; Coleoptera; Silphidae. Bases 196 to 2151 code for a protein of 651 amino acids. The transcript is spliced from 7 exons. The record is from RefSeq and is a predicted model, not a curated record.